AUGGCAGCGGAUGCCGCAAGAGAUGAGGCCAUGGCUUUCGAGACCUGUUUGGCCCAAGGCUCCAGCUCCUAUCAAGAAACUGAGCUGGACCAUUCCGAGGCUCGGUCGAGAUGGUGCUGCUUGAGACAGAACCUGCCUGCAACAGUUUGCUUAGUGAUGAUUGGUGCAGUCAAGGUGGCUUGCACAAAUGUGGGCAACUUUUUCAGGUGUUUGCUGGGGACUUUCUGGCAGAGGUCGCCGCUACUUAGCCUGCCGGUGUCCGGGCGGGACGCAGACUUUUCAGGUGCCAUUUCUGCUGCAGAAGUUUCGCCAGAGCAGAUCUCGCCGCGGCCUGCGGCCAGCCCGGAGGAAACGAGUGGGGCAUCUCCCUCGGAGCCGGGGCCGUCUGGAAAGACGCUGAUAGCUGGAUUCUAUCUGAGCGACUGGCAGCUUCCUCCUGGACUCGGCAACAGGAACUUAGAUGAAGUUGUUGCCGAGGUAGAGAGAUCUUGUGCCAGAGUUGGACCUAUAACUCGGCAGCAAGCUCUGCGACUAGUUAUAGGCAUGGGCUACAAUGCAGAAGCAGCCGUAGACAAGUGGCGAGACGUGGUUUCCUGGAGACGGGAGCAUCACAUGGAUGCCGUUCGCGCACGCCUUCUUGGUGCAAUGUGCAGCCAACACCCAGUGCGUUUUUCACACGAAGUUGACGUGUACAGCAAGCUAUUUCGUGGUUGUCCAUGUGCCCUUUUGACUGCAGAUGGCCGCCCAGUUUCGGUUUGGCACGCUGGUGCCGCAGAUAUGGGACGGGUGGGUGAUUUGCCACCAGAUCAUUGCCGGCGAUGGAGUCAGGAAGUUUUUGAGUACGCCGACCUGUGGAUUGCAAGAGAGACUGAGAGGACGAGAUGCCUCAGUGGCUACCUCCAAGUCUAUAACAUGCAGGGCCUGAGCCUGCGACAGGUCACGUCUCCGGAAGUGAAGGAUCGACUGAAGGCUGCUUUGUCUGCGGGCGGCUUCUAUGUUGAGGCAGUAGCACACGUUUACGUGGUGAACGCUUCGCGGCUCUUCUCCAUGGCGUGGAAACUUAUCCGUGGUUUCCUCUCCCCGUGGACGGCUUCGAAGAUCACAGUUUCCAGCACGAUUCCAGACGAGCUAAUUGCAGACUUGGGAGGACCCGCUUCGCAGUCUUCGGAGAGCUUGUACAAGCUGCUUGCCGCGGCCGCUGAUUCGACCAGUCCGGAACCGUGUCUGGCACGGGUGCAGCGACCACAUGCUGAGAACUCCCUGAGGGCCUUGGAGGAAAGUGCCAGCACGGCCGCUUCUGGCACGGGAUGCGACGGCUUCGAAGCGACAGCGGAAGCGCUGCUGCACUCGAGCGAGGAGGCUUUAGAACCAAUUCCUGAUAUUCCAGGGGCCUUGCAUGUCGCCGGGUUCUUCUUGCGACCUGACCAACUCCCACCUGGUUCGGAGGAGAGGGAUUUGGAGGCUCUGGUUGAGGAAGUGCACAAAGCGUGCUCACGGGUGGCACCCGUCUCCAGGCAGCAAGCCUUGAGGCUCACGUUGGGGAUGGGCUACAACCCACAUGCCGCUCUCGCCAAAUGGAAGGAGGUAGUGGAGUGGCGAAAAGCCAACAGCAUGGAUCAUGUCCGCCAGGACCAGGCAGACAAAAUGCGCGACACGGGCGAUGUGAGUUUCCCGCAUCAGGAGGAGGUGUUUGCGAAGCUGGUGUGUGUUAGCCCGUGUGCCCUCUAUGCAGCAAAUGGCACACCCGUGUCAAUUUGGCACGCUGGAACAUUGAACGUAAGCGCAGCGGCUUCUUUGCCAUCUGAGAAUGUGGCGCGAUGGAGCCGCGCAGUCUUUGAAUACAAAGACCUUUGGAUCAGCCGGCGCAGCGAGCAGCACAAAAGGCUUCUGGGAUACAUUCAGGUGUACGACAUGCAAGGAUUAACCUGGCGGCAUUAUUCGUCGCGGGAGAUUGCAGACAAGCUGAAGACGGCCUUGCAGUCUGGGAGCUUUUACGUCGAAGCAGUCAGCCACAUGUACGUCAUCAAUGCCUCCAGGCUCUUCUCCAUGGUCUGGAAGGUGGUUCGCAAUCUAAUCUCUCCGUGGACCGCCUCGAAAAUUUCUGUCUCCAGUGGAGUUCCAGAUGACCUCAUUCACAGCCUAGGAGGGCCCACGUCGUCUGCUGCACGACGCUUCCAGCAGCUCAUAGCCAGGAGCCCGGAAGAAGCGGCGAAAAUGACGGCGGUUCUGCGGCCUCCUGGGCAGGUUUCGGAGCCCAUCUCACCCACUUCACCUUUGGCCAACUGUUCUGUCGCCACUGAACUGGGCUCGCUUCAGUCUGAGUGCACCGGUGCGCCCAAGCCCGCGCUCGACAUCGAGACAGACAUGAGCUCUGCAAAUCUGGAAGAGCCAGUGUCUCCCGGAACACGCUGUGUUGCUGGAUAUUUCUUAGAGCGGAGCCAGCUACCACCUGGCUGGGAGGGCCACGACUUGAACGCCCUUGUUGCAGAAAUCCACGGCACAUGCUCUCACAUCUCGCCGUUGACAAUGCAACAAGCCCUUCGUUUAAUGCUAGGCAUGGGCUACGAUCGAGUCGCUGCAGUUUCCAAGUGGCGUGAGAUCACCACCUGGCGCGAGACUCACGGCUUAGAGAACAUCCGGGCUCAGCAGGUGGUCGUGCUCGAGUCGACAAAGCCUAUCUGCUUUCCUUCCGAGGAGGAGGUUUACACCAAGUUUUUGAAGGUCUGCCCUUGUGCACUCUUGGCUUCGAACGGGGCUCCAGUGUCCGUGUGGCAUGCCAAGACUCUGAACUCCAGUGCUGUAGCUGAGCUAUCUGCCGCAGACAUGUCCUCUUGGAGCCACGCAGUCUUCGAAUACAAGGACGUCUGGAUUUCGCGGGAAAGUGAAGAAAGAAGACGGCUCAUCGGAUACAUUCAAGUCUACGACAUGAACGGUGUUGGCCUGCGGCACUUGACCUCGAGAGACAUCGGCGAGAAGUUGAAAGGCUGCUUGCAGCCAGGUGCUUUCUACAUGGAGGCAGUUUCGCACAUGUAUAUCGUGAAUGCUUCAGCUUUGUUCUCCAUGGCUUGGAAGGUGAUUCGGAACCUGAUUUCUCCAUGGACAGCAUCAAAGAUCACCGUGUCGAACUCCAUCCCCGAAGAGCUGCUCCGUGACCUGGGUGGGCCCGAUUCGGUGGCGUCUGGAGUCCUGAAAGAGAUCCUGGCUGCAGAAGGAGAUGACCUUGGUCGAUUUCCGGUCAUCUAA
Molecule: messenger RNA, 3243 nt
Organism: Symbiodinium necroappetens
Lineage: Eukaryota; Dinophyceae; Suessiales; Symbiodiniaceae
Source: the annotation of a GenBank genome assembly